GUGCCGCAGGAGAAGGUCGCCCGCUCGCUCGCUCGCUCCGGGGGACUCCCAGGAUCUCGCUCAGCCGCUCGCACCGUCCCGAGCACUCGGGGACAUGUCGAGGUGGGCGGAGGCCCGGUGGGCCGGCGCCAGACGGCGGACGGCGGCCGCGGCACACUCGCCCUCCUCGAGCUUUCCCCGGAGACGCCUCCCUUUACACGCGCCCCGAGCCUGAAGGCGCUGCCACGGCGAAGAGGCACCGAUAGGUAGCAGGACGCACCGCUGCUGCACGGGGGAAUCUCGGGAGGCUGCAGCACCGGGAAUUUCCCCGGGAAUUUCCCCUGGAGGGGAGGAUGAAGCUGCUGGAGAACUCCAGCUUCGAGGCCAUCAACUCCCAGCUGACCGUGGAGACCGGAGACGCCCACAUCAUCGGCAGGAUCGAGAGCUACUCGUGCAAGCUGGCCGGCAUUGACAAGCAGCUCUUCAAGCAGUUCUGCCAGGAGGGGCAGCCCCACGCGCUGGAGGCCCUGAGCCCGCCCCAGAGCUCCGGCCUCAGCCCCGGCAGGCAGGGGGAGGGCCCGCUCAGUGACACGUGCAGCCGCAAGACGCUGUUCUACCUGAUCGCCACCCUGAACGAGGCCUUCCGGCCCGACUACGACUUCAGCGCUGCCAAGAGCCACGAGUUCAGCCGCGAGCCCAGCCUCAACUGGGUGAUAAAUGCCGUGAACUGCAGCCUCUUCUCGGCCGUGCGCGAGGAUUUCAAGGCGCUGAAGCCGCUGCUGUGGGACGCGGUGGAUGAGGAGAUCUGCCUGGCCGAGUGCGACAUCUACAGCUACAACCCCGACCUGGACUCGGAUCCCUUCGGGGAGGACGGCAGCCUCUGGUCCUUCAAUUACUUCUUCUACAACAAGAGGCUGAAGAGGAUCGUCUUCUUCACCUGCCGCUCCAUCAGUGGCUACGCCUACACCCGGCCGGACACCGGGACCGAGCUGGACAUGGACCUGGGCGAGGGGGACACCGAGAAGGGCGACAGCGGCGACCCCGAGGGCGGCGGCAUCGAGGAGGACAGGCUGCAGGUGAUGUGCAUGUGAGAUUCCCAGCGGGAUCCGAGACACCGGGAACGGAACCGGCAAUGGGAACGGAACCAGCAAUGGGACUGGAAACGGACUGGGAACCAAACCAGCACCAGGAACGGGACUGGGAACGGAACCGGGACUGGAACCGGGACUGGGAACGGAACCGGGAACGGAACCAGGACUGGGAACGGAACCGGGAAUGGAACCAGGACUGGGAACGGGACUGGGAAUGGAACCAGGACUGGGAACGGAACCAGGACUGGGAACGGGACUGGGAACGGAACCAGGACUGGGAACGGAACCAGGACUGGGAACGGAACCGGCACUGGGAACGGGACCGGGAACGGGACUGGGAACGGAACCAGGACUGGGAACCAAACCAGCACCGGGAACGGAACCGGGACUGGGAACGGAACCAGGAAUGGGCCCAGGACUGGGAAUGGAAAUGGGAAUGGAACCAGCACUGAGAACAGAACCGGGCCUGGGAACGGGACUGGGAAGAGAACCAGGACUGGAACUGGGCCUGGGAACAAAACCAGCACUGGGAAUGGAACCAGGAAUGGAACCAGCACUAGGAAAGGAAUGAGGAAUAGAACCAGCACUGGGAACGGAACCAGGAGCAGAACUGGCACCAGGAAAGGAACCAGGAACGGAACUGGAACCAGAACCAGGAACGGAACCAGAACCAGGAACGGAACCAGAACCGGGAACGGAACCAGAACCGGGAACAGAACCAAGAGCAGAACUGGCACCAGGAAAGGAACCAGGAAUGGAAGCAGGAACGGAACCAGAACUGGCACCAGGAAAGGAUCCAGGAACGGAACCAGGACUGGCAACCAAACCAGCAACGGCACCGGGAAUGGAGCCAGGAACAGAACCGGGAAAGGACCCGGCCCUGUCCUGGCGCCGCUGGUCCUUCCUGAGCCGUGUCCCCCCCCGGUGUCCCGGUGUCCCCAUGUCCCCCCCUGGACACUGGAGCCCCCCAGGAAUCCCGGAGCCCCGGAAGCUUCGCUGCACUUUAUGGCUCCUGCCCUCGGCUGCACUGAUCCCCGUCCCACCUGCCCAGGCUCCUGACGGGCUCCAUCCGUCCAUCCCGGCCCUGCCCGGGGCAACAUCCCACCUCCCACCCCCAGGAACUGCCCCCUGCCCCCCCAUCCCGAGUCCGUGUGUUUCAAGAGUUUGGCUUUGCUCUC
Messenger RNA from Agelaius phoeniceus (red-winged blackbird), 2248 nucleotides. RefSeq names its product MAF1 negative regulator of RNA polymerase III (gene MAF1). Lineage: Eukaryota; Metazoa; Chordata; Aves; Passeriformes; Icteridae. Gene Ontology annotation, molecular function: RNA polymerase III core binding. The record is from RefSeq and is a predicted model, not a curated record. Gene Ontology annotation, biological process: negative regulation of transcription by RNA polymerase III. Gene Ontology annotation, cellular component: nucleus.